Cryptomeria japonica (Japanese cedar) is the source of this 2177-nucleotide messenger RNA. RefSeq names its product probable xyloglucan endotransglucosylase/hydrolase protein 7. Gene Ontology annotation, biological process: xyloglucan metabolic process; cell wall biogenesis. The coding region runs from base 745 to 1665 and encodes 306 amino acids. The transcript has 4 exons. The record is from RefSeq and is a predicted model, not a curated record. Gene Ontology annotation, molecular function: xyloglucan:xyloglucosyl transferase activity; hydrolase activity, hydrolyzing O-glycosyl compounds. Lineage: Eukaryota; Viridiplantae; Streptophyta; Pinopsida; Cupressales; Cupressaceae. Gene Ontology annotation, cellular component: apoplast; cell wall.
UGUACGUUUGAAUUGCUGAAAGCUAUUCCAACACGUGUCUAGACAUACGGAUCAGCAGCGCAAAGCGAAAGAGAGGUUUGAGGGAGACUGAAGUCCUCACCAAGUUUCCCACUAAAAAUGUACCGGAUGGAUGAAUCUCCAUUAAAAUUAAAAAUCCACACUGUCGGCGCUGGGUAUCACUAAAAGCAUGUUUUUUUUCUGUGCAGAAAUGGAGAUAAGGCAUGAGAAUCAUGCGGUCAAAAUCAGAGCAUACAGAUAUUUGAUAACUUAUUUAGCCUACUUUUGGAUUUGUACUGAGUAAUGAAUUUACAGGGAGGUUCUAUUCGAUGGGACAGAUUGAAUGCCAUGGACGUCACGAUGUAGGAAGAGAGAAGAAUUCCAAGGUCCAAAUAAUUGGGUCGACAGCAGAAUUACGACCAGAGCCACCGCCUCUUUCUCUCCCACUCAUAUUUUAUCAUUAAUACAACAAAAAGGUUCAAAUCAAUGACAUGGAAUAGAAUGGACAGUCCCUAAUCCCACCAAUAGUUUUUCUCUGCAAUUUGACCGGUGGAAAUUUAGGAAUCCUGGCAUGGCAAUUGUGGGCCGGUGUUUUUCUAGGGCUGGGUAUUGCAAGUGUUGGCCAAAACAUCUCAUCACAAUAGCUGUGAUGAUCUAGAUUGACGUCUCUGGUAAUAAUUAUAGGGACACCUGGGAUGAUUUGGAGCUUCAAUUGCCUAUAUAAAUGGAGGAUUGGUGCCUCAUAGAAUGGGCAUACUUGCUUCUGCUGUAUUUUGUAUUGCAGUAAGAGGAGUUGUAAUGGAGAGAGGCAAAAGUUUCAUUUUGCUUAUUGUUUUAAAUGGGUUUCUAGUGAUGUCUGUCAUGGCAUACCCUGCAGUCUUUUGGGAAGAUUUUCGCAUAACAUGGGCAGAUGACCACAUUAAGCAAACCAGUGCACUAGAUGGCAAUGCCAUUCAGCUUCGUUUGGACCAAAUCUCAGGCUCAGGAUUUGCUUCUAAGAAAAAGUAUCUUUUUGGUCGAAUUAGCAUGAAAAUCAAACUUGUUCCUGGUGAUUCUGCUGGAACAGUGACUGCUUUUUAUAUGAAUUCGGACACAGACAACGUGAGGGAUGAAGUAGACUUUGAAUUUUUGGGGAACAGAUCAGGACAGCCAUAUACUGUUCAAACAAAUAUUUUUGCCCAUGGCAAGGGUGACCGAGAACAGAGAGUAAACCUCUGGUUUGAUCCUUCUGCACAAUUUCAUACCUACUCUAUUCUAUGGAACCAUUACCAUAUAGUAUUCUCAGUAGAUGAUAUACCAAUCAGAGUAUAUAAAAACAAUGAAGCAAAAGGGAUCCUUUAUCCAAAGUCUCAGCCCAUGGGAAUAUAUUCCACUCUGUGGAAUGCAGAUAACUGGGCUACAAGAGGAGGGCUAGAGAAGAUAGACUGGAGUAAAGCACCAUUCAAUGCUUAUUACAAAGAGUUUGAUAUAGAAGCAUGUUCAAUUCCAGGAGGAGUUAGCUGUCCCUCUAACACCACCAAUUGGUGGGAAGGUUUGAAGUACAGGAGUCUCAGUCCUGUACAAGCCAGGAAUUACAGGUGGGUGAGACUGAAUCACAUGGUAUAUGACUACUGUACAGACAAAUCUAGGUACCCAGUUCCACCACCUGAGUGUUUGGAUGGCAUAUGAACUGCUUUUAAACACCAUGCCUUGGAAGAACAAGUUCAGGAUGACUGGCUAUUAUUACCUGUAUGGAGGAUAUGUAUGAUAAAAAUAGAUAAUGUAUUCUGUACAUACUAUGUAAUAAUAAGGAGGAAAAUCCAAAAUUGCUAUUAGAAAUUGGUCAGGGGUAUGGGGAUUGUAAAUCAUAGAGAUUGUUUUUUCUUCUAUAUAGGCUAACAUGUGCAAUCAAAAGGAACUGUAAUUAAGAGGUUAAUAUUUCCUGUCUGAACAACAACCGGGGGUUAUUCAAUCUCUAAGAUGCAUCAAUGACUAAGUUACUUUCAUACAUCAUAAUUUAUGCAUUGGUGCAUCUUAGGAGCUGGACAGCUGUUUCUCAAAAUCAACAAGAGAAACUCCUCCCUAAAUAUCAGACUUCUAUUUUUUACUGGUUAUCUAGGUAAGUUUGAUAGCUAAUCAAUCCCAAUUCAAUUUUUAAAGAAGACAUCACCUUACAUAUUUGAUAGAUACUGGUUAAAUUC